Chlamydomonas reinhardtii is the source of this 2202-nucleotide messenger RNA. RefSeq lists its product as uncharacterized. The transcript has 10 exons. NCBI's taxonomy places the organism in Eukaryota, Viridiplantae, Chlorophyta, Chlorophyceae, Chlamydomonadales, Chlamydomonadaceae. Gene Ontology annotation, cellular component: chloroplast stroma; thylakoid. Gene Ontology annotation, molecular function: ATP hydrolysis activity; ATP binding. Bases 49 to 1275 code for a protein of 408 amino acids. The record is from RefSeq and is a predicted model, not a curated record.
CUCCCGUCAACAACGUUUAGGCCGUUCAUUCAGUCAGCGUUAAGAACAAUGCAGGUCACCAUGAAGAGCAGCGCCGUCAGCGGCCAGCGCGUGGGCGGUGCCCGCGUCGCCACCCGUAGCGUGCGCCGGGCGCAGCUGCAGGUUGUGGCCUCUAGCCGCAAGCAGAUGGGCCGCUGGCGGUCGAUCGACGCGGGCGUCGACGCGUCCGAUGACCAGCAAGACAUCACUCGCGGCCGCGAGAUGGUGGACGACCUGUUCCAGGGCGGCUUCGGUGCCGGCGGCACCCACAACGCAGUGCUGUCCAGCCAGGAGUACCUGAGCCAGAGCCGCGCCUCGUUCAACAACAUUGAGGACGGCUUCUACAUCUCGCCCGCUUUCCUGGACAAGAUGACCAUCCACAUUGCCAAGAACUUCAUGGACCUGCCCAAGAUCAAGGUGCCCCUCAUUCUGGGUAUCUGGGGUGGCAAGGGCCAGGGCAAGACCUUCCAGUGCGCGCUCGCCUACAAGAAGCUGGGCAUUGCCCCCAUCGUCAUGUCCGCUGGUGAGCUGGAGUCCGGCAACGCCGGUGAGCCCGCCAAGCUGAUCCGCACCCGCUACCGGGAGGCCUCCGACAUCAUCAAGAAGGGCCGCAUGUGCUCGCUGUUCAUCAACGAUCUGGACGCCGGUGCCGGCCGCAUGGGCGACACCACCCAGUACACCGUGAACAACCAGAUGGUGAACGCCACCCUGAUGAACAUCGCCGACAACCCGACCAACGUCCAGCUGCCCGGUGUGUACAAGAACGAGGAGAUCCCUCGCGUGCCCAUUGUGUGCACGGGCAACGACUUCUCCACCCUGUACGCGCCCCUGAUCCGCGAUGGCCGCAUGGAGAAGUACUACUGGAACCCCACCCGCGAGGACCGCAUCGGCGUGUGCAUGGGCAUCUUCCAGGAGGACAACGUUCAGCGCCGCGAGGUGGAGAACCUGGUGGACACCUUCCCCGGCCAGUCCAUUGACUUCUUCGGCGCCCUGCGUGCCCGCGUGUACGACGACAUGGUGCGCCAGUGGAUCACCGACACCGGCGUGGACAAGAUCGGCCAGCAGCUGGUCAACGCCCGCCAGAAGGUGGCCAUGCCCAAGGUGUCCAUGGACCUGAACGUGCUGAUCAAGUACGGCAAGUCGCUGGUGGACGAGCAGGAGAACGUCAAGCGCGUGCAGCUGGCCGAUGCCUACCUGUCGGGCGCCGAGCUGGCCGGCCACGGCGGCUCUUCCCUGCCCGAGGCCUACAGCCGCUAAGCGAUGUGCCUCCUCUGUAGGAGCUCUCGCUUCGUGGCUUCGGCUUUCGGAGGCGCGGUGAUUUCGCCGUGCAGUGCGAGGAUCUGGCCUGCUCCUAUCUUCCCUGAGUGGCGCUGUUUGGCGACAAAAGCGGCUCUCAGUGGUAUUUGUGGAGUAUGGCGUAGCGCGACCUCCUCACGAACGCCGCGUCCGUCCCGGCGGCGCACAGCUUUGCAGGCGGUAGCAGCGGUCAUAUAAGUUGGAGGACUGGCGCGGGUUUGUUGUUCUCGUGCCGUGUCAACUGGCUGUGGUACCCCCGCUGCGUUCACGGCUUGCGAAUGCGUGUGUCGUCGCGUGCGUGCGUGUGUGGCAGUGGGAGGCAGGUGGGCUUGUGCGGUGGUGAUUUACGGCUAGGGAGGGCGGACACGGCGGAAUUCGUCUACCCCGCCCUGAGUGUGAGGCGUCGCGAUCACACGUACCUGAGCUGCGUUUGUGGCGGGUGCUGUACGCACGCGCCUCACGACCCCUUGACGGCUCGGGACUGACCUAGAGUUCGGAUUUUGUCGUAGUUGAUAUACUCUUUAGAGGUUGGCCUUGGUGUCCAUGCUUUCCACAUCUGAGUGAAGGCCCCCCCUGCCAGUUUUGCCUGGAGUGUUUUGACCAAAACAACAAAUGAUGGUCCGGGGAACCAUCGACCUGGUAUGUUGGUGUGCGCGUUAAAAUAUAGUGUGUUCAAGGAGUGGAGACAUGCACAGGGCGUGAUGAGAGCGGCACUGAAGCUGGCACGUGUAUGGAUUGCGAAGAGAGCUGUGUUUCUGCAGGCUGCAUGGAAUGAGAGCGAGCCGGCCCCGAAAGGGGCUUGGCGGCGAGGAAUGAUGCGUCCAGACCGAAAUGCGAGCCGUCUCGGCGAGCGCCAUGCCUGCGGGUAACCUGUAAAGGCGCCUGCAU